AUGUUUCUGAGUCUCUGCCUCUUGGUGACAUUUAUCUUGGGGCUGUCCGGCUGCUUGGGCUCAUACGUGCCGUGCGAGCCGUGUGACCAGAAGGCUCUGUCCAUGUGCCCUCCGGUCCCGGUCGGCUGCCAGCUGGUCAAGGAGCCCGGCUGCGGCUGCUGCCUGACGUGCGCCCUGUCGGAGGGUCAGGCGUGCGGGGUGUACACCGGGACGUGCACGCAGGGCCUCCGGUGUCUGCCGAGGAGCGGAGAGGAGAAGCCGCUGCACGCGCUGCUCCACGGCAGGGGAGUGUGCACCAACGAGAAAGGAUACAAACCUGCACACCCGCCCAUAGAUCGUGAGUCUCGAGAACAUGAGGACGCCAUUACCACAGAGAUUACUGAGGAGCUGCAGCCAGCUAAAGUGCCACUCCUUCCCAAAGACAUUGUGAACAGUAAAAAAGUCCACGCGCUGCGCAAGGAGCAGAAGAGGAAGCUCGGCAAGCAGCGCUCCAUGGGGUCCCCCAUGGACUACUCCCCUCUGCCCAUCGACAAGCAUGAGCCUGAAUUUGGCCCAUGCAGGAGAAAACUGGAUGGGAUCAUUCAGGGAAUGAAGGACACUUCUCGUGUCAUGGCUCUGUCUUUGUACCUUCCCAACUGUGACAGAAAAGGAUUCUUCAAACGCAAGCAGUGCAAGCCAUCUCGCGGGCGCAAACGAGGCAUCUGCUGGUGUGUGGACAAGUACGGCGUUCAGCUCCCUGGCACAGACUACAGCGGAGGGGACAUUCAAUGUAAAGACCUGGAGAGCAGCAACAACAACGAGUGAAAAAGGGGAGGACCACCCUUGACCCCCACCAACCCCUUCGCCCUUACCCACCCACCUUUAACCACCACGUGACCCAGGGCCCACGCCUCCUCUCUGAAUCACAUCUGUAUGCUCCGCCCUCCGUUCACUUCAAGAUUUUUUUUUUUUUUUUCAAAUUGAAAAAAAAAGGAAGAAAAAAAAAUCCAAACGAAAGAACAGGCUGAAAAAAAGACACCUGUAUUUUUUUUUCUUUUCUUUUCUGUUGUUGACCAAGCACUCAUCUCCAAAUGAGGGGAAAAGUCCCAGAAGAUUUACUAGAUCCCUUGACUAUUGCUCACGGGACCCCUCGUAUGAGGCGGGUCCCCUGGCUGCAGAUCCAUGAAAAUAUAUGCACCCAAUGGAUAUAUUUUUAUAGAAGCUGGGAGUUUCAAUACAACACUUUGUAUGAUGUAAAAUUAACACAGAAUCAUUGUGAGAGAAAAAAGAAAAAGUAUCAGGCACAUUGAUUGAGAACAGAUCAGUUGUAGGCUGUGGAACAUGAUGCCACUGUGGAACUGAUGAUUGGCAGAGUAUUUUUUUUUUUUUGUCUGUUUUCCAAAAGAAAAAAAAAAGAAACAAUAGAUAGGGAUAUGCUGUAACAGUUGACUCUAUCUGGAUAUGUGGUUCUGUCAGAGCACUUAUGAAUAGGGGAACCUGCUCAGAUAUGUGUAACUUCACAAAAUGAUGCGUGCAUGAAUGCGUGUAUGUGUACAGUGCGUGUGUGUGGUAUGUAUCCGCCUGUGUUGGUGUAUGAUGGAGCCUAUUACAAAAAAAGAAUGUCCUUUUUUUUUUUUUUUUUUCUUUCUCUUUUGUUUGAUUUUGUCACAACAAGUAUUGCUAGCGCUUGAAGUGGUCUUGGGGCUGGCCUUCUCUAUAACCGAUGUAAAGUAUGUCUCGGGACACGGAGCGUUUGGAAAACAAAAGAGUGAGCAGAUCGUCACACAUGAACCUAUGUAAGUGGCUCUUCGACAAUGUAGCUAUAGCCUGAUAUGCCAACUGUGCCUAUUUAAACAGACACUGCCAUGCAGGGCGACACAGAGCUUAGAGAGCGCUGACUCUACCGGCGGAAUAAAGUGUUUUCAGCUUAAGCGAUGGGGACUCAAGUUUGACUUCGAUCUUUUUUCGAGUCGAGUGCGUAAUCGAACUUGUCAGUCGGGGGGCCAGUUGCUUCUCUGAUUCAGUCGUGUGAAGUGUAGUUUUGUAUGGUUUUGUUUGUGCUGUUUUCUUUGCCUUCAGUGAAGUAAAGACCGCCCACUUUUGAGCCAUGUUCCUUUAUCAAGUGGUUUCCCCUCAGUACUGCUACUACAGUGUAACCAUGGUGUAUUACAUUACUUUUAAAUAUAGUUAUUGAAUGUUGUUUUUUCCUGUAGAAACAUAGUAUGACAACAAUGUAAUUGUGCUUGGAAAAAAAAAAGACGAUUUUAGCCUGUAAAGAAUUUGAAUAGGUCCUUGUAGCCUGUCAGGAGAAUGACCAAGAGUCAUUAGACUAUACAGGGCAGUCAAAGAAGCUAACCUUCUGGAAGCCUUCUGCUUACAUGCCUUCAUGUUAUACAUCUAUGAGGAGCAUGAUCGAAACAAAAAGGUUACAGGGUCAUUUAAGAGUUGUUUUCUCUCUGUGUGCAAGUCACAGUGCCUUCCUACAUGCAAACACAUUUAAAUAGUGACGUGAAAGUGACAUGGAAAUCAAACGGGGCACAGAAAGAAGCCCUGAGCCCCCCCCUCCCCCUCCCCGCCGCGGCUGAUACCUGAUACAACCAUCAAGAGGUCUAGGUUUAGUUCCGAUUAAGAGAAGCACAAUGAAUGUGGUGUAGGUCCUGUAAAUGGUGUCAGCAACGCAUAGCGAAUCCAUUCGUAAUCUCCGCCUGUACCUCGGGGCAAUUCUGGACGAUAAGGAUGAUGUGCGAGGAACUGCUGCGCAACCGCAGUCAAGUUGAACCUCCCGCUUCUUCGACAACCAAUAAGCUAAGAUUCUUGCUUUUGUUUUUCACGUGAAUGCCAAUGUAUAUGAUUGCCAGAGAGGGGGAAGCCAAGGGAUGCUUGGAGGUAAAUCAACCUUCCAAAAGAAAUGAUAAUGUGCAUCCUAAAUGGCUUCCAGGUUGUGAAUAUAUAUUAUCAAGGCUCCUCGCCCCACUUCCAACACCAAAUCCCCAAUACCACUUUCGAAAAAAAAAAAAAAAAAAAAAAGCAGCUUGCACUUAUUUCAGUUACUCACUAUUGAUAUUGACACACAACGACGUCCUAAGAUGUGGUAUCAUGAAGUUGGUGGAACAAGAAAAAAAAAAAAAAAAAAAAAAAAAACAGCCACAAAAGCUAAAUGUUGUGUUAUCUUGUGCUUACCUUUUAAAGGUGGUGCUUUUGAGGUAAUAUUUGUCGACAGGGGCUGUGCAGCCCAUGCCUGGGACCUCCAAUACAGCAACAUCCUUUAGGGAAAAAAAUAGAUUUAAAAGUAACACGCAGCUAGAGAUGUUCUCAUGGCCAAUUGCACAGAGAUGAGAUAGAGAGAGGGGAGAUGAAAGAGACGGAGGGGAAAAGGAAAGAGGAAGAGUGAGCGCCAUGGGCGGUGGUCGUAAUCAGGGCCUAGCCACUUCCCCGAUAUGGGGUCACCAAUUGCAUGACAAUAGAUACAGUUAGCAAGACAGUUACCAGGAGUUAUGGAAAUCUGGGGAAUGCAAUACUGGAACCAAGAGAAGAGUUUGAUUUGAUACUCUCCAGUCAGAAAUAUAUCUGGGACCAUUCACUGUCUGGAUCAAUCAAGUGUGUGUGUACUUCAAUGUUCCAGGUAUUUGUUUCUUGAGGUUUAAAAGAAAAGGUCUCUCAACUAGUGUCAGUGACUUCCUGUUUCCCACAUUUGCGAGUAGUGACUUCCUCAGGUUUCAUAUCUCCUACUUGGUUUUAAACUCACAUUUCAUACGUCAGUAGUACAGUAACGACAGUUCAGCUUUUUUUUCUGAGUACAUAACACUUUCUGGAUGUAAUGAGUCAAUACAAUUGGUUUUCAUAAUUUGGUGUUCACUGGCUUGUGAAAAUGGACCCAUCGGUGGCUGGAGGACAGUGGGAAAUAAAAUGGUCAGUAUUUGGAACUACAUAAAAACAAAUAAGAAAAGAAAAAAAAGAAAAAAAAA
Molecule: messenger RNA, 3944 nt
Organism: Sebastes umbrosus (honeycomb rockfish)
Lineage: Eukaryota; Metazoa; Chordata; Actinopteri; Perciformes; Sebastidae
Gene: igfbp5b
Product: insulin-like growth factor binding protein 5b
Exons: 4
Coding region: 1-804 (267 amino acids)
Biological process (GO): regulation of insulin-like growth factor receptor signaling pathway
Cellular component (GO): extracellular region
Molecular function (GO): insulin-like growth factor I binding; insulin-like growth factor II binding; fibronectin binding
Source: RefSeq, a predicted model, not a curated record